CAGAUAUGAGCUUUGGAGACAACCCGUACGGCCAGAAUUAUGCGACCGGAGGUGGCGCAGGAGGUGGGGGAGGCUUUAUGGCUGGUAGCCAGGGGGACAGCCCAAGUGGCAAGGCGUCCACUCGCAACACCCUCCGACCAGUCACCAUCGCGCAGAUCCGCUCCGCCUCUCAAUCCCACGCAGACGCCGACUUCAAAAUCGACAACGUCGACGUGGGCCAACUCACCUUUGUCGCCGUCGUCCGCAACAUCUCGCGCAACGCGACCAACGUCUCCUUCAACGUCGAGGAUGGUACGGGAACAAUCGACGUGCGACAGUGGUUGGAUAGCAACUCGGAUGAUACAGGCAAGGCGAGCGAGAUUCAGGUCAACCAGUACGUGAGGGUGUUGGGGACUAUCAAGAGUUUCCAGGGAAAGAAGAGCAUCAGUAGUGGGCAUAUGAGGGUGGUGCCGGAUUAUAACGAGGUGCUCUUCCACAAGUUGGAGGCUGUCUGGGUGCACUUGCAGUUGGGGAAUCCAUCCGCACCUGCCCAACAGCAGGACAACAUCAUGGACUCAGGAGCAGGAGCCAACGGCGCAGACUUCUCGGCCAUCACAAGCCCCGUGCAGAGGAAGAUAGCCCAGGCCAUCUCUAUGCUGGCUGGGCCGGACUCAGAGGGCAUUACAGCCAAGGAGGUGCAUGGAAAGCUGCCCUCGAUGCCCCUUGCGACCAUCACCAAGGAAAUCGACGAGAUGGUCAACAACGGCUUCCUGUACCACAGCGUCGACGACGAGCACGUCUUGCUGCCCUGAUGAGAAUGCGAUGCGAUAUCCUGACGACGAGGCGUGCGCGUGCGUGUGAAGGCGUCUAUUGUGGUGCAUCUGGCAAAGUGCCCCAGUCACGCCGCUUCUCUCGC
Messenger RNA from Jaminaea rosea, 895 nucleotides. Its product is annotated as replication protein A, subunit RPA32. Gene Ontology annotation, molecular function: DNA binding. Gene Ontology annotation, cellular component: nucleus; DNA replication factor A complex; site of double-strand break. The record is from RefSeq and is a predicted model, not a curated record. NCBI's taxonomy places the organism in Eukaryota, Fungi, Basidiomycota, Exobasidiomycetes, Microstromatales. The transcript is spliced from 5 exons. Gene Ontology annotation, biological process: nucleotide-excision repair; DNA replication; double-strand break repair via homologous recombination. The coding region runs from base 6 to 791 and encodes 261 amino acids.